AAGUUGAUCAAUCUCCAAAUUCAUUCUAAGAUUGUCAUAUUUCUACAACCAAACUCACCUCACUAAUAUUAGCUAAAAAAAUCCCCCUCUUCUUCCCAAUCUCCCUACUCUUUUGACUGUUUUUCUCCUCCUUCCCUCAGCGUGACCCCCUACCCCCACUCCCCCUUCCGGGGUCGCGCGAUCUUACAACAUCGAAAAAACCGAAAUCUUUUUCAUAUCCUCCUUUGUCCUUCUUGUCGGAUCUAAUGGCGGCGCCGGCAGAAUUAGCACAAACAGAUAUAGAAGGAAUCGACGGUGUUCGUAUGACAUGGAAUUCAUGGCCACGUACGAAAGUUGAAGCUAGUAAAUGCGUUAUCCCAAUUGCUUCAUCGAUCCAUUUGAUUCGUCAUCAUCCUGAUCUAGCUACUCUCCCUUACCCUCCUCUUCGUUGUAAAACUUGUACUACAGUUAUUAACCCUUUCGCUCGUGUUGAUUUUCAAGCUCUUAUUUGGAUCUGUCCUUUCUGUUUCCAACGUAAUCACUUUCCUCAUCAUUAUUCGGGGAUGAAUGAGGCGAGUGUACCUGCGGAGCUGUAUCCGCAGUGUACGACGAUUGAGUACAGUAUAGGUGCGCCGCGAUCUGACUUUGGUAAUUAUCUGCCGGUUUAUUUGUUUGUGCUGGAUACGUGUAUGUUGGAGGAGGAAUUGGAAUAUGCGAAAUCGGGGUUGAAGAGAGCGAUUGAUAUGUUACCGGAUAAUGCGAUGGUGGGGUUUAUAUCGUAUGGGACGCAAGUGCAGGUACAUGAAUUGGGGUUUUCUGAUAUGUCUAAGGUGUAUGUGUUUAGGGGUUCGAAGGAGUUGACGAAAGAUCAGGUUUUGGAGCAGUUGGGGUUAGGUGUUGCAAGAAGGGGUGUUGUUGGCGGCGGUGUUGGUGGUCCGAAUGUUGGUGUUACGAGGUUCUUGUUGCCUGCUUCCGAGUGUGAAUAUACGUUGAAUUCGUUGUUAGAUGAAUUGAGCACAGAUCAGUGGCCAGUUCCACAAGGGAAUAGAGCGUUACGAUGCACAGGUGUUGCUUUGAGUGUAGCAGCUGGAUUGCUAGGAGCUUGUAUGGCUGGUGCUGGUGCUCGGAUCGUGGCUUUAGUGGGAGGUCCUUGCACAGAGGGACCUGGGGCGAUUGUGUCGAAAGAUCUAACAGAACCAGUUCGUUCUCAUAAGGAUCUUCACAAGGAUGCAGCACCUUUUUUUAAAAAGGCAGUUCAUUUCUACGAGGAACUCGCAAAACAGCUUGUUAGUCAAGGUCAUGUCUUGGAUGUGUUUGCUUCAGCACUUGAUCAGGUUGGGGUUGCUGAGAUGAAAGUAGCUAUUGAAAAAACAGGAGGAUUAGUUGUUCUAGCAGAAAGCUUUGGUCAUUCUGUUUUCAAAGAUUCUUUCAAGCACAUCUUUGAAGAUGGUGAACAGUCUCUUGGGCUGUCCUACAAUGGUACAUUAGAGAUCAACUGCUCCAAGGAUAUUAAAAUUCAAGGGAUAAUUGGACCAUGCACAUCUUUAGAGAAGAAAGGACCUGCUGUUUCCAACACAGUUAUUGGUGAGGGGAAUACUACAGCUUGGAAGCUGUGUGGUCUCGACAGAAACACUUGCUUAACUGUUUUCUUUGAUGUUUCAUCUAGUGAGAAAUCAGACCCCUCAGGCAAUAUAAAUCCGCAAUUGUACAUACAGUUUCUCACGAGUUACCAGAGCCCUGAUGGUCAAACCAAACUACGAGUCACGACUGUUACAAGAAGAUGGGUUGAUGCUGCUGUUAGCAAUGAGGAAUUAGUGCAAGGGUUUGAUCAAGAGACUGCUGCGGUUGUAGUUGCUAGAUUAACUUCUUACAAAAUGGAAACGGAGGAAGAUUUUGAUGCCAUAAGGUGGCUAGAUCGUAUUCUCAUUCGUCUGUGUGCCAAGUUUGGUGAUUAUUGGAAGGAUGACCCCAGUUCAUUCACUUUGAAUCCGUCAUUUUCAUUGUUCCCUCAAUUCAUGUUUCAUUUACGGCGAUCCCAAUUCUUACAAGUGUUCAAUAACAGUCCAGACGAGACAGCAUAUUUCCGCAUGUUGCUCAAUCGAGAGGGCGUAAGCAAUGCUGCCGUCAUGAUUCAGCCAACACUAACGGCAUUUUCAUUCAAUUCACUGCCUUCCCCUGCUUUGCUGGAUGUGGCAUCCAUUGCAGCUGAUCGCAUUCUCUUGUUGGAUGCUUAUUUUAGUGUAGUUAUUUUCCACGGAAUGACAAUAGCUCAAUGGAGAAACAUGGGAUACCAGAAACAGCCUGAGCACCAGGCAUUUGCACAACUGUUGCAAGUUCCCCAUGAUGAGGCCCAAACAAUCAUCCGCGAGAGGUUUCCUGUUCCAAGACUGGUAGUAUGUGAUCAGCAUGGCUCUCAGGCAAGAUUCCUGUUGGCAAAGUUGAAUCCAUCUGCCACGUACAAUAAUGCAAACGAUAUGGCAGCUGGAUCAGACGUGAUCUUUACAGAUGACGUGAGUCUUCAAGUGUUCUUUGAGCAUCUUCAGCGGCUGGCUGUGCAUUCUUCUUGACACAAGAAGAAAGGUGGAGCUUUACUGUUAAUGCUCAUCUCAGUUAUGUGAAAAAUCUUAAUUGAGUUUACCUCAUCUAUCGCGCUAGCCUCUUGUCGGAAGUUACACCAUCAUCUUCCUGUCAUCCGUAAGCUGAGAGGUUUGAACCAGAUAUUAUUGGAAAACUAGAACUACAUAUAUGACAUUCUUUCAGGUAUGAGGAGGUACUUUUGCUUCCUGUGAAAAUAAAUGGGUAAAUCGACUCAUUGUUCUCUAUAGUUAUAUCAGAAGGGGGCUAUGUUUUAAGUCAAAUGGCAUGUUUUGCUUCCUCAGGCUGUUGAACGAGAAGAUAGUUUAUGUCGGCAACUUCCUUUUUUUUUUUGUUGGUCAUUACCAGGCAAAGAGUUUGUGCUGUUUUUGUAUUGAAUUUAUAGUUGUAGUUUAUUGGGAUUAAGGCUUGUAGGGUAGGAGAAGUCUUUGAUAACAUUUGCUUAUUUUGGGCUUCAUUCAUAAUUUAUAGUAUAUCCCCAUAUACAUCUGUGGACAA
This is a messenger RNA of Capsicum annuum, 3072 nucleotides long. Its product is annotated as protein transport protein SEC23. Gene Ontology annotation, molecular function: zinc ion binding; GTPase activator activity. The record is from RefSeq and is a predicted model, not a curated record. The transcript has 12 exons. The coding region runs from base 246 to 2546 and encodes 766 amino acids. Lineage: Eukaryota; Viridiplantae; Streptophyta; Magnoliopsida; Solanales; Solanaceae. Gene Ontology annotation, cellular component: endoplasmic reticulum exit site; COPII vesicle coat. Gene Ontology annotation, biological process: COPII-coated vesicle cargo loading; COPII-coated vesicle budding; intracellular protein transport.